UCCGUUUUCCUCCAUGUUUUGAGAAUUUAGUAAGAAUUGGAAGUCGAAAAAUUUCUCACACUUCCAUGCCGUUUGAAUCAGGAACUACCAAGAGAAUCACAACGGUGGGGACACAUGUACUCUACAUGAGAGCAGGAAGUCAGUUUCUGGGGCACGGGCCGCCCGUCCAGCAUCCUAACCGGGGACGCUGGCCUUCCGAAAGCCCACCCCCCACACCCCCCUCUAACCCUGAAGCCAAAACCGCCGGAACACGGGCUUUGGCUGGGCUGAUUGAAGAAGGAGCAGCUCGGAGAGCUCAGGACACUUCCCUUUCUACUUGGCCUGCGGCAGGAGGAUACUCCCCUGGUUCUCGCCAAAAGAGGAGGCGGACCAGGCAGAGUCAGCAGCGAAACGCAGCCUUGGCCGUGAAGGCAGCUCGUCCACGCGGCCGGAGAACUCACCGAACAAAGCACUCGGCGCGGACCGGGUGGGGAGACGCGAAAGAAGGGAAAAGAUUCACCCCAACUCUUCGCCACUGCCUGGGGCUAGAAACAGGUGGAGCCGCGCUUAGAGGGAGAAUAAAGAUGGGUUUUCGAGGGGCUAAUCUGAACUCCAGCGCCAAGGCAACCGGAACCGAGACCCCCCGGCGGGGGAGAACGCCCGGGAAUAAGGGAGACGAGCGCUGCGGAGAGAAAGGAAGACACGGUCGGGGUCAAGGGCAGACGGAUGGCCCCGCAGGGGUGCCGAGGAUGCGGGUGGCGGGGAUGCCCGCGGCGCGCUGCCGGCUGCCCCCACUCGGUUUGGCACCGCCAGCCUGCUCUGCGCGCCUGCGGGCCCCGCCGCGGGGCCACCCGGAGACGGGGCGGGAGGGAAGCGGGACGGGCGUUUGUCCCAGCCAAUCGGCGGUCGUAGAGUCCCGCAGGCACCACCACCGCUCCGCCUCCUCAACCGGGCACCACGGCGGCUCCCACACCCUUGAGUGCACCCUCAAAUAUCCAAACCUCGAGGUCAAGGGGUCUUAUCAUGAGAAUUACUUCAUCUUCCUGGAGGAGAUGGAGCAGGUCCAAGUAACCGAUUACCUCAUUGACAUUGCUCAGAAAAUUCCUGACUGA
Molecule: messenger RNA, 1091 nt
Organism: Suricata suricatta (meerkat)
Lineage: Eukaryota; Metazoa; Chordata; Mammalia; Carnivora; Herpestidae
Exons: 5
Coding region: 66-1091 (341 amino acids)
Source: RefSeq, a predicted model, not a curated record